Molecule: messenger RNA, 531 nt
Organism: Haemonchus placei
Lineage: Eukaryota; Metazoa; Nematoda; Chromadorea; Rhabditida; Trichostrongylidae
Source: the annotation of a GenBank genome assembly
AUGGGCGACGUGGUGGCUGUAAUUCUUCGAAUACUCACAAAAUACGCUCCAGCGCUGAUUCUCAGCAAUCACACCGUGGUAGUUCAAGCUGAUAGGGACAUCAUUCCCUUAGCUACCCUUACCAAUGCCGUCGAAUGGUACACGGGCUACGUCGUCAUCCUUUCGGCACUCACAUUUGGUUUCGACAGAGCAGUGAUGGUGACUUCGUUACGUUCUUAUUCGUGGUUCUGCAAUGGUGUAUUCAAAGCAUGUGUGGUUGUUCUCACAUGGGUAGUACCAGUGGUUUGGGUGCUACCAAUGUUCGAUUCCUGUUGCCGAUCUCAUUAUUACAAAGAAAGCCUGGAGCUAGCGGGAUCAACGUACGACGCCAUCGACAUGAUAUUUGAGACAUUGUUCUAUGUGCCGGUUUUAUGUAUGCUCAAUGGCUUCUCUAUCAUCGUAUUGUACAAUCGGUGGAAAACAUUGCACAAGAAACGUCUAGCAGUAAUACUUGGGGUUCCUCCAAGUAAGCCAUCUGUCCUUGUCGAAUAG